Molecule: messenger RNA, 1944 nt
Organism: Arachis duranensis
Lineage: Eukaryota; Viridiplantae; Streptophyta; Magnoliopsida; Fabales; Fabaceae
Exons: 8
Coding region: 1-1944 (647 amino acids)
Source: RefSeq, a predicted model, not a curated record
AUGUCGACUCGUAGACGCAGUCGCGGGCGAGGUAGAGGCAGAUUAGGAAAUGCUACUCCUGAAGCGAUAGGGAAUAAUCCUAUCCCUGUAGACUUUAUGGCUGCCCUGGGGAACAUGGCUGCGGCUAUGCAGGCGACAGCUAAAGCUCUGGGAAAUCAGAUAAACAAUGGGAACCAUUGGAAUAACAAUGAAGAUGGCCUUAUGACGCUUCCCACAUUCCUGAAGGUUCACCCUCCGACCUUCCGGGGAACCUCAAACCCCAUUGAGGCCGAUAACUUGAUCCAAGCUAUGGAACGGGCGCUACAGGCUCAACAGGUUCCUGAAGAGCAGUGGGUUGAGUUUGAAACUUAUCAGCUGCAAGGUACUCCAGAGGAUUUUGCUGAGUGGAAGUGCAUCAAGUAUGAGGGAGGUCUCCAAAGUGAUAUUCUGAGCUCCGUUGCACCAACGGAGAUCAGAGUGUUCUCUAAACUUGUAAACAAGAGUAGGGUGGCUGAAGAAUGUGUGAGGAAGGCGGCAGUAAAGAAAGGAAGAUCUGAUUUGCCUGCCGAUGAAUGGUCAGAAGUUCCUGUCGUGAUGAAUCACUAUUAUUUGAACUUGAUGAUGGUGAAUUGUUCUGGGGAUGAAUGUCAGGGUAUUAUGCUGCUAACCAUGGGAAUUUCGGGUGAUGAUCAAAGCUUGGACAAAUUUCGGUUGUUUCUGAAUAGGAUUACUGUAAAGAAUAAAUAUCCGAUGCCAAGAAUUGACGGCCUAAUGGACCAGUUACAAGGAUUCGGUGUUUUCUCUAAGAUUGAUCUGCGAUCCGGAUACCACCGGAUAAGAGUCAAAGAUGAGGAUAUUCCCAAAACUGCCUUUAGGACGUGCUACGGUCAUUAUGAAUACACGGUGAUGUCUUUUGGAUUGACUAAUGUUCUGGAGAUAUUCAUGGAUUACAUGAAUAGAAUUUUCCAUCCGUAUCUGGAUAAGUUUGUUGUCGUGUUCAUCGAUGACAUUCUUAUUUACUUUAAGACAGAAGAUGAGCAUGCAGGUCACUUACGGACUGGGAUAGCAGUUGAUCCUGCUAAGGUUGAAGCAGUGAUGAAUUGGGAGCAACCAACUUCAGUGACGGAGAUCAGGAGUUUCCUAGGUUUGGCGGGUUAUUAUCGGAGAUUCAUUAAGGGAUUUUCACAGCUCGCCUUACCUUUAACCAAGCUGACUAGGAAGGAGGUACCUUUACUUUGGACUCCUAAGUGUGAAGAGAGUUUUCUUGCAUUGAAGCAGAGAUUGACUACCGCACCCGUGUUAGUGUUGCCUGAGCCGAGUGAACUGUUCAAAGUGUACUGCGAUGCAUCACUGAAGGGUUUAGGGUGCGUGCUGAUGCAGCACCGUAAGGUCGUGGCAUAUGCCUCACGACAGUUAAGGCCGCAUGAGAUGAACUAUCUGAAUCACGACUUAGAACUUGCUACUGUAGUAUUUGCUUUGAUGAUUUGGAGACACUAUCUCCACAGCAUUAAGUUUCAAGUUUUCUCAGAUCACAAGAGCUUAAAAUACCUUGAGUCAAAAGUCUCUAUGCGCUGCUUAGAUGAUGCUGCGAGAGGAAGAGUUAUUAAAAGCAUUCCAAGGAUUGAAAUUAAUGACAAAGAAUUGUAUAAGAUUUUGCCGGUGAUUGAGCAAGGCAAACGGUGGAGAGUGUCAGAAGAUAAGAAUGGUUUAUGGAGGUUUAAGGACCAUAUUAUUGUGCCAAAUGUCAAAGACUUGCGACAAAUCAUCUUGAAGGAAGCUCAUAAGAGCGGAUUCUCAAUCCAUCUGGGAAGCACCAAGAUGUAUCAAGAUCUGAAGACGAUGUUCUGGUGGCCAGGAAUGAAAAAUGAUGUAGCGUCGCACGUUUUCAAGUGCCCAACUUGCCAGAAAGUUAAAAUUGAACAUCAGAGACCAUCAAGAAUCCUUCAGCCUUUGGAGAUUCCAUAG